AUGGGUAACGACGGUGGUACAAUUGCCAAAAGGCAAGACAUAUUAUCACUACAUAACUCGAAAUCAACAUUCGUAUCAUUUGCUGAAGACAAGGGGGAAAAUAAGGAACAAAUAUUGCUACAAAGUUGUGCAUUAUCAGGACUUCCCUUGUACAAAAACAAUCCCAUAGUUGGAGAUUUCAAGGGCAAACUAUACAUCAAAGAAAAGAUCUUACAAUACUUUCUAGAUUGCAAACUCGACAAGAUAAAGGCUCAGCUACAGUUUCAACAUUUAAAGUCGUUGAAGGAUUUACAAACAGUCAAAAUCACUUGGGAUAUCAUCAAUGAUAUAGCUCAUUUCCAAUGCCCAGUCACAAAAGAGUUGGACGACAAGACGUCGUAUUCAUAUUUACGACCUUGUGGCUGUGUCAUAUCGUACAAGUUCUUGAAGGAAUUGAAAAAGUCACUCAAGACAGUUGAAACCUCGAAUCAGAUUGAAACUAAUUGUCCAGUCUGCAAUAAAAAAUUCACAUUCGAUUACGACUUGGUGAUAAUAAACCCAAUCAAUAAAGCUGAGUUUAACGAUUUCAAUGAAGAGAAUUACAAGUACUUGAGAAAUGUGCUACACCUCAGUCAUGCGAAGGAGCCGCUAAAGAAGAAGAAGAAAAAGAUUGCAGAAGAGGAUGCUGAUGAGGAUAAAGAUGACCUCAUACGAAAGCGGAAAAUGGAUACAGAUGAUGGUGUAGAUAUUGGAAAGCGAGUUAAAAGUUAA
Molecule: messenger RNA, 750 nt
Organism: Lodderomyces parapsilosis
Lineage: Eukaryota; Fungi; Ascomycota; Pichiomycetes; Serinales; Debaryomycetaceae
Exons: 1
Coding region: 1-750 (249 amino acids)
Biological process (GO): mitotic DNA replication termination; site-specific DNA replication termination at RTS1 barrier
Cellular component (GO): nucleus
Source: RefSeq, a predicted model, not a curated record